AUGCAUCAUAUCUGCACUCUUAAGUCAACCCACCAAACCGCACAAACCCCACAACAACAACACAAACAAAACAACCACCCCCAAAAACCAACCACAAAACAACAAAACCAAACCCACAACAACACCCCCCACAAAACAACAACCCCACCACACCACACACACAAAAACCCAACCCACCCAACCACCACACACCAACCACCCACACCCCAACCACACCAACACACCCAAACACACAAAACAAACAGCACCACACCACACACAAACACCACACAACCCAAAACAACAACACCACCCACACAAAACAACACACAACCCACAGACACCAACCAAAACAAAACACAACCAAACCCACCCCACCACACAACCCAACACCCCAAAAACCCACACAAAAACACCAACCAAAAACAAAAAACAGAACAACACACAACACAAAAAACAACAAACCACCAAGAAACACAAAAACCCCACCAACACACCCAAAAACAACAACCAAAACCCACACAAAACCAACCCACAACCACAACACAAACACACACACAAAACAAACAAACAAAAACCACCCACACAAAAACAACCGACAACCAACACCAAAAACCAAAAACAACCAAAAAACCACCCAACCAACCAAACACCACCCACACACACCAAACAACAAAACCACCACCCAACACAACCACAAACACACACCACCACACAACCACACACACACACGAACAAACACACACCACAACAACCAACCACAAAACACAACACCCCAACACAAACAAACCCAACACACAACAAACAAACAGAAAAAACACACAACACCCAAAACCCACAAACAAACACACAACAAACACACAAACCCACCCAACCCACACCCACCCAAAAGCACCACCAACUCCAACACAACAACCCACAACACAACACCCAACCCCAAAAACACAACCCACAAACAAAACAUCCACAACACAAACAAAACACCACCACCAACACACACCACGACCAAAAAACAACAACAACACACACCCAAACAAACCACACACACACACCAACCCACAUGCAACACAACCACACAACACAGAGGAGGAAAGGCAAGACGGGGAAGCGGCGAGGAGUGAACGUAUGAAUGUCAUGGGGUAG
Rhopilema esculentum is the source of this 1122-nucleotide messenger RNA. Lineage: Eukaryota; Metazoa; Cnidaria; Scyphozoa; Rhizostomeae; Rhizostomatidae. The record is from RefSeq and is a predicted model, not a curated record.